Messenger RNA from Ceratosolen solmsi marchali, 794 nucleotides. RefSeq names its product 2-aminoethanethiol dioxygenase. The record is from RefSeq and is a predicted model, not a curated record. Bases 26 to 700 code for a protein of 224 amino acids. Gene Ontology annotation, cellular component: mitochondrion. The transcript has 2 exons. NCBI's taxonomy places the organism in Eukaryota, Metazoa, Arthropoda, Insecta, Hymenoptera, Agaonidae. Gene Ontology annotation, molecular function: oxidoreductase activity, acting on single donors with incorporation of molecular oxygen, incorporation of two atoms of oxygen.
AAACAGUUUUAAAAAAUAUUACUUAAUGGCAUCUAGAAUAGAGGUAUUAUGGAAAUUAGCAUUAAAAACUUUCUCUGGAUCUAAGACUUCUAAUUAUAAAAUAUGUUUAAAAAAUUUUGAAAAACUUAAAUGUCUUAUCAAUGAGAUAAAUGCCGAAGAUGUUUAUGUUGAUAAAAAAGUACUUGAUUAUGUUAAUAAUCAAUCUGCACCGAUGUGUGCAAUUGAUGUUUUUGAAAAUCAAGAUAUAACCAUAGCUAUAUUUAUUUUGAAAACUGGUGUUACACUGCCGUUACACGAUCAUCCCGAAAUGCAUGGCCUUUUGAAGGUUAUUAGUGGUGUUGUCAAAAUAGACAGUUAUUCCAUUGAAUCUUAUAGAGAUAAAGUUUCUGAUAAAAAUAAGGGAAUAGCGGCUGUUAAGCACUCAUCGACUAUUAUUAAACAUACUGAUCCUGCAUGUGUAUUAACACCAUUUUUGAAGAAUCUUCAUGAAAUAACCUGUUUAGAAGGACCAGCUGCAUUCUUAGAUGUUUUAAGUCCGCCAUAUGAUACAGGUGAUUAUGGUAAAGGGAAAAGACCAUGUACAUUUUUUAAAGUAGUUACAAUUAAUGAAAUAUCUGAUAAUGUUCAAUUGGUAGCUACAGACAUUCCCUCAACUUUUUAUUCUAAGAGUUUAAACUAUAUGGGUCAGCCUUUAAGAUGAUUGUUAAAUAUAAAUAUUUAAUGCUAUACAUAAUAUACGAAUGAAGGUUUUUAAUGAUUUAUAAAAAUACAUAAAGCUAAUCUUAUUUAUUAUG